UUUUCAAAGUUUGUGGUUUGUAUCAGUACAGUAAUCCAAGCUUGGCUGGUUUCUGUCAAUGUUUAAUUUCUUCUCUCCGGAGGCGGGGUUACAGAUGCAGACACCUGCCACUCAGCGGAGACUGAUGCCAGAAUAGUCUCAGCUCCUUCGCUUCACACUUGAGGAAUAGCUCAGAGUCCGUGACGAAAUGUAAGCUCGCUGGAAUUCACUGUACUACCGGGGACAGUGUCCUUAACUGGAAGAGUCAAGUACAUCUACAAGCCUGAGGGACUCAAAAAAUGCAUCUGUCGUCAAAGCUUGGGAGUCCUUACACGUGAGUCAAACAUGGCCAACACUGCAGUCCAGCUCCUCGGUUUCGUCUUGAGCCUGCUUGGGUUUGUGGGAACUGUAGCUGCCACUCUGCUCCCACACUGGCGAUGCUCAGCCUACAUCGGUUCAAACAUCAUCACGGCCACUGCCUACAUGAAAGGCCUGUGGAUGGAAUGUGUAUGGCACAGCACGGGCAUCUAUCAGUGUGAGCUGUAUAGAUCUUUACUGGCGCUGCCACAGGACAUGCAGGCUGCCCGUGCACUCAUGGUGCUCUCCUGUGUCACCUCCGUCCUGGCAAUUGUGGUUUCUGUGAUGGGGAUGAAGUGCACCUACUUUGCCCAAGGCUCAUUAAUCAAGUCCCCCUUAGUCAUGAGCGGAGGGAUAUGUUUUCUCUGUGCCGGUUUACUCUGCUUGACCACGGUGUCCUGGACCACCAAUGAUGUCAUCACAGAUUUCUAUGACCCCUUCCUUCCAAGUGGCAUGAAAUACGAGAUCGGCCUGGCGGUGUAUCUCGGUUACGCAUCAGCCUGCCUCAGUUUGUGUGGAGGACUGGUCCUGUGCUGGAGCAGCAGCGGUGCGCGGCCGCAGAGGCGUCCCCAAAGGCAAAGGAGUCAGCCGUCAUCCCCUCCUCCUUACAUCAACAACACUUGUCCAGCGGCUCCUCCCUAUAAUCCUACAGAGGCUCUCAAGGGCAAUCGUGCACCCUCACUUUGCUCGGCCUCCAGCAGUGGUUACAGACUGAAUAAUUAUGUAUAAUGUUUGUGUGGAAAUCAUGUUUAACACCAGCUCACCUAAGCAUCACAUGGAACUGAAAUACAGUACUGAAUGACAACAGUCAAGUGAACUUUUCAGGAGAAACUCAGCCCAUCACACUGCAACGUGGGUAAAGUACCACCAGUGGGCAGCAUUUCGCCACCCAAGUUGUACUGCUGUAACAGUACUGUUGAAGCGCUCAUUUUAUUCUGGUAUUUAGAUUGAAAUACAAUCCGAAAGACACUGCAUACUGCUUAAUACUGUCCGUUUUAGGAAUACUUUGUAGCUCGGUAAGAUCAGGAAAAAUAUUCAUGUAGAUUUGUUUUGGGUGGUUUACUUCACCACGUCAUUGGACAACAUUAAAGUGUGUCCCUUAAAUGCCAUCAUUUCAUCUA
This is a messenger RNA of Hippocampus comes (tiger tail seahorse), 1457 nucleotides long. Its product is annotated as claudin-14-like. The record is from RefSeq and is a predicted model, not a curated record. Bases 325 to 1065 code for a protein of 246 amino acids. Gene Ontology annotation, cellular component: membrane; bicellular tight junction. The transcript is spliced from 4 exons. Lineage: Eukaryota; Metazoa; Chordata; Actinopteri; Syngnathiformes; Syngnathidae. Gene Ontology annotation, molecular function: structural molecule activity.